AUGUUGUUGGCAGUUGGUGUCAUUGUAUGGUGCUGGGGAUUGCUGACUCGCAGACAGAUGCUGCGCCGCCAGGGCAUGCUGAAAGGCCGGUGUCGCGUCUUGUUCAGUGACCUGAAGGCUCUCCUGCUCAGGCCGCCAGCACCGUCAGCACCGCCACCUACAUUCAUCCCCAUGAACGGAGAAAAUACAGAGAGCCAUGCCAACGGAGCCGUGAGAACCGGCAGCUUCGCCGACAACAACAAUACGCUCAUAAGUGCCCCUCAUUUAGCGGGCUCGACUGUACCACCAACAGGGGGAGCUGUGGGGCCGGACGAAGACAGAGCCGCAGAGGGGUGGCCUGUCACAGCAGCAGGGCAACCUGGGGCUCUAGAUUGCAGCAGCUCUUCAGAUGACUGUUCUAAAGAGAAAUCUGAGGAGGGGUUCUCCCUCACUAGUUGCACGGACAGCGGUUUUCGAACCCCCUUGUGUAGAAUCUGCUUCCAGGGACCAGAGCAGGGGGAGCUCCUGAGCCCAUGUCGCUGCAGUGGGUCUGUGCGCUGCACUCACCACCCCUGCCUCAUCAAGUGGAUCAGCGAGAGGGGCUCCUGGACCUGCGAACUCUGCAACUACAAAUACCAGGUCAUCGCCAUCAGCACCAAGAACCCACUGCAGUGGCAGGCCAUCUCUCUGACGGUUAUAGAGAAAGUCCAGAUCACGGCGGCCAUCUUGGGCUCUCUCUUCCUCAUUGCCAGCAUCUCCUGGCUGAUCUGGUCGUCGCUCAGCCCUUCGGCCAAGUGGCAGCGGCAGGACCUGCUCUUCCAGAUCUGCUACGGCAUGUACGGGUUUAUGGAUGUGGUCUGCAUCGCUCUGAUCUUCCAUGAAGGUCCUUCUGUGUUCCGAAUUUUUAACCGCUGGCAGGCCGUAAACCAGCAGUGGAAGGUGCUGAACUAUGACAAGGUCAUGGACAAUGAGGACCAGAAGCCCGGUGCCUGCCCCAGGACCCUCUCUGUACCUGCCCAGGGGGACAGUAGCCAGGCAGGAGGAGCAGUCUCUCCUUCGUCCUCCUCUCUUAUGGCUGCAGUGGCCGCCACUGCACCCGUUGACACAGUGACGUCUAACAGAACACCGGGCCUCACCACCCAGGACUCCUCGGACCAGAGCAAUGGGCCCUCCCUGCCCGAUCACCACUGUGCGUACAACAUCCUCCACCUGCUCAGCAACCUGAGGCAGCAGGAGCCACGCGGCCAGCCCAGCAACAGCAACCGAGAGCUGGUGAUGAGGGUAACUACAGUCUGAGGAUUCUUGAGGCCUUAUUAUCUCAGCGGUGUGGGAGAAAUGGUGAAACAAGACAAUGUUGAUGCACAAGACAAAUUCUUCCAAGUCCAAAUGGGAUACCCUUGAGGCCUCUCCACACAUCACUUUUGUGGCAGUCCUGGGACAAAAUAGAGGUGUGGG
Messenger RNA from Conger conger (European conger), 1434 nucleotides. RefSeq names its product E3 ubiquitin-protein ligase MARCHF4-like. Gene Ontology annotation, molecular function: zinc ion binding; ubiquitin-protein transferase activity. Gene Ontology annotation, biological process: protein ubiquitination. The transcript has 4 exons. NCBI's taxonomy places the organism in Eukaryota, Metazoa, Chordata, Actinopteri, Anguilliformes, Congridae. The record is from RefSeq and is a predicted model, not a curated record. Bases 1 to 1275 code for a protein of 424 amino acids.